This is a messenger RNA of Rangifer tarandus platyrhynchus (Svalbard reindeer), 768 nucleotides long. The record is from the annotation of a GenBank genome assembly. NCBI's taxonomy places the organism in Eukaryota, Metazoa, Chordata, Mammalia, Artiodactyla, Cervidae.
AUGGGCUCCCUGUUGCCCUGGGGGGCGAAAGUCAGCGACCUCCCCGAAAGGUCAAGCCUCUGGAGCCACGCUUCCCGCCGGGGCUGGGAGCAGAGCCGGAACGCCCCCGCGAGACACUGUAUCCCGAGGCCAGAAGCACCGCCGGCCCGUAAUCCCGCGCGACCCCUUCAAGAGAGGACGACCCGCAGCCCCCGCCCGCAGCCCUCAGGAGCAGAGACCCGCGGCUUCCUGCACCCCCACAGCCUCCCUACAGCGGCAGACCCCCAGGUCCCUGGGGUUCCGAUACGCCUGGGCGCCGCCCGGCCCUUCGAUACUCACACUCACAGCCGACCCCUCUUACUCCAUCAGGCCCCCGAGGCGCCGGCGAGGGAGCCCACUGACGCCCCAGCCACCCCCCUCAGCUUUGGGUCCGGCGGCCCGCUCCGGACCCGCUCCCCACCGGGAAACCCCGCCGCCGCCGCCAGAGCGCAGGCGCACAGCGCUUCCGUCGCUCUCACUUCCACCCCCCCCAACCCCACCCCCCCACAAUGGUCCGCCUUUCUCAACAACCUAGCUUUAUUUGAACACAGAAGAGUGAACAACGGACACAGAGGAACAAGGCUUUACUUCAAAAGAAUGGAAGAUCAAAAGGCAGACCAGCUGUCAGAAGAAUUAUCCCGCUGCACCGGACUCUGCUGUAACGCUGUAAACAGCCUCCCUCGUUUUUUUCCCAUUCUUUUUGCUUUUUUUAGGCUUCCCUCUUGCUCCUACACUCUUCCUAAGCUCUGA